Molecule: messenger RNA, 411 nt
Organism: Lolium perenne
Lineage: Eukaryota; Viridiplantae; Streptophyta; Magnoliopsida; Poales; Poaceae
Source: RefSeq, a predicted model, not a curated record
AUGGACAAGCUUAGAGAGCAAAAGUUCUAUGCCAAGUUUAGCAAGUGCGGGUUCUGGUUAGACAUAGUUGGGUUCCUUGGACACAUAGUUUCAGCAGAAGGAGUCGCAGUAGACCCAAGAAAGACUGCAGCUGUGACUGAAUGGGAGUCACCCAAGAAUGGAGGAGAGAUUCGGAGUUUCUUAGGACUCGCUGGAUACUACCGAAGAUUUAUUGAGAAUUUCUCCAAAAUUGCAAAGCCCAUGACAGAACUGUUGAAGAAGGAUAAGAAAUUCAUAUGGGCUAACAAGUGUGAAGCUAGUUUUCAAGAGUUGAAGCAACACCUAGUAAGUACACCAGUUCUAUGUUUGUCGGAUAUCAGGAUUUCCAAGUGUAUUGCGAUGCUUCUCGCCAAGGACUUGGAGGUGUUCUAA